AUGGCUGAAAUUAUCAUGUGCAACCCUUUUGAGCUCUACAACCUCCUGAACCAGUUCCACCGUGUGUCGAGGCUGGCCGAGAUCAACUAUCUCUGGUUGGUUGAUGCUCGUGAACUCCAAGACUACUACACAAGUCACAUUGUAACAGCUAAAUGCAUGAAAAUGGAGUCAGAUGGAAAAUGUAUUUUUCCAGAAGAUGUGGAGGCUGAUAGUAUGCAGCGCAUUGUGGUCUAUGACAGCAACACAAGCUGUUUAUGGGAAAAAGGUAGGGCUAUGCACUGUGCCCAGGCUCUGGCUAAAUUCAGCCUCUAUCCAGUCCACAUACUGAAAGGAGGCUUUCGGAGGUUCGCAGCUCUGUACCCAUUUUUAAUGACCAAGAAGAUCCUUUACACCAUCACAGAGCUUGAAAAUGUUCCGAUUUAUCCCGUGGAAAUUGUAGCUGGACUGUUAUACAUGGGCGACCAGAAGCAAAGCCAGGACACGGAUAUCCUCAAGGACCUAACAAUCAGUGCCGUCGUCAACCUCUCCCAUUUCACACAGAACGACUCCUUAGAGUCAGUAGUAGGGAACCAGACCAUUCUUAACAUUCCUGUGACUGACUCUGUGGAGUCUGAUUUAUAUUCAAACUUCCAACCGAUCUGCCGUUUCAUCAAUUCACACAUCAGAGUUAGAUCUCGUGUCCUGAUAGUUUCCAGGCAGGGCAGAAGCCGCAGUAGCGCUGUGGCCAUCGCUUUCCUCAUGCAGCACUUUAAAUACUCACUGGAGGAGGCCUGGAGAUACAUGCUCAAAUGUAAAUCCUCCAUGAGGCCAAACACCGGGUUUCUGCAGCAGCUUUCUGACUGGGAGCUUCACAUCACAGGAGUGAAACAGGCAGAUUUGUCCAAAACUCCAUUUAAUUAA
Nematolebias whitei (Rio pearlfish) is the source of this 900-nucleotide messenger RNA. It is a transcript of the gene styxl1, whose product is annotated as serine/threonine/tyrosine interacting-like 1. Gene Ontology annotation, cellular component: mitochondrion. Gene Ontology annotation, molecular function: protein phosphatase inhibitor activity; protein tyrosine/serine/threonine phosphatase activity; protein phosphatase binding. The transcript has 8 exons. The record is from RefSeq and is a predicted model, not a curated record. Lineage: Eukaryota; Metazoa; Chordata; Actinopteri; Cyprinodontiformes; Rivulidae. The coding region runs from base 1 to 900 and encodes 299 amino acids. Gene Ontology annotation, biological process: negative regulation of cytoplasmic stress granule assembly; positive regulation of intrinsic apoptotic signaling pathway; protein dephosphorylation.